AUGACGCAUUCGAAUGAUGUAUGUUGCAUGAAUUGUAUUGGCUUGCAGUUCGAAUCGGAAUCACAUUCCCAGCAGCACCAAACAUCAAACAUGCAUUUGUUUUGUGCACCAUACGGAUAUGCUAUAAAUAGCAAAAUGGUUUCUGGUCCUGGCACACUUCUGGAUGACAAUGAUGAUGAUGAUGCUGCUGCUGCUGAUAACGAUCACUGGGAUGUUUAUAUUUCGGGCACUUUAACUGGAUGGUAG
Molecule: messenger RNA, 246 nt
Organism: Gongylonema pulchrum
Lineage: Eukaryota; Metazoa; Nematoda; Chromadorea; Rhabditida; Gongylonematidae
Source: the annotation of a GenBank genome assembly